This is a messenger RNA of Camellia sinensis, 1999 nucleotides long. Lineage: Eukaryota; Viridiplantae; Streptophyta; Magnoliopsida; Ericales; Theaceae. The record is from RefSeq and is a predicted model, not a curated record.
UGCAUUGGGUACAAGUUUCUAUACUAAAACACUUGAUUCCAAAACAAUUAGUGAGAGAUUAUGGCUGACAAGGUUAAGGAAACAUAACCAUCUGAGAUCAAGAUGAGAAUUCCCCUCAACAUUUUCUUUAAGGAUGCAAGAACUUGUUGGUUCCAACUGUUUUGACACACACAAUUCAAUUCCCAAUUUUCUUUUCCAUAGAGUGGCAAUUUCUUCUAAGCAAAAUCCUCAAGAGAACAGACUUGUUUUCAAAAUGGAUGAGCUCGGUUUAGAUAUAACAAGCAUUGCACUCCCUGCAGCAAUGGCUUUGACAGCCGACCCAAUUGCAUCUCUGGUUGACACUGCAUUCAUUGGCCAAAUAGGUUCGGUGGAACUUGCUGCUGUGGGAGUUUCCAUUGCUGUGUUCAAUCAAGCAUCAAGGAUUGUGAUAUUUCCACUUGUUAGUGUCACAACAUCUUUUGUUGCCGAGGAAGAUACUCUUGCAACAGCAAGUCCUGAGGUAAAAGAGAUUGAAAACUUGGAAAUGGGCUUAGCUGCAAAUAGCGAAAACAAAAAGUUGAUUCCUCAGACUGAUCUGGUAGAAAAUACAUACAAGUCAGAACCACUUACUGAUACAGUUAAAUCCGGAAAUGGAAAAAGGAAAAUUCCAUCAGCUUCAUCAGCGCUCUUUAUUGGCAGCAUCCUUGGACUUGUCCAAACCAUUUUUUUAAUUUUAGCAGCAAAACCACUGUUAAAUUUUAUGGGAGUCAAAUCUGACUCCCCUAUGCUACAACCUGCACAACAAUACUUGACAUUAAGGUCUCUAGGUGCUCCAGCUGUCCUCCUUUCAUUGGCCAUGCAAGGAGUCUUUCGUGGAUUCAAGGACACAAAAACUCCUUUAUAUGCCACCGUGGCUGGAGAUGCGAUGAAUAUAAUUCUGGACCCAAUAUUUAUAUUCGUUUUCCGUCUAGGUAUCAGUGGUGCAGCCAUUGCUCAUGUUAUAUCUCAGUACCUAAUUUCAAUUAUACUUUUAUGGAGAUUAUGGCAACAAGUCGAUCUUUUACCUCUUAGUUUCAAACAUAUGCAAUUCAGUCGAUUUCUUAAAAAUGGUUUUCUAUUACUAAUGAGGGUCAUAGCUGUGACAUUCUGCGUGACCCUAGCGGCCUCAAUGGCUGCACGUCAGGGAGCGACAUCAAUGGCCGCCUUUCAAGUGUGUUUGCAAGUUUGGCUAGCUACAUCUCUUCUUGCUGAUGGAUUGGCCGUUGCGGGUCAGGCUAUACUUGCAAGUGCAUUUGCUAAAAAAGACUAUGAACAAGCCAGAGCAACUGCAUCCCGAGUAUUGCAGUUGGGAUUGGUUCUUGGUUUUGUGCUGGCCCUUAUCCUGGGAGUUGGAUUGCAGUUUGGGGCCAAACUAUUUACCAAUGACGUCAAUGUCCUCCACCUCAUCAGCGUUGGCAUCCCGUUUGUUGCAGCUACUCAACCAAUUAAUGCCUUGGCCUUUGUUUUCGAUGGUGUCAAUUUUGGAGCAUCCGAUUUUGCUUAUUCUGCAUACUCUAUGGUUAUGGUGGCUAUAGUCAGUAUCUUAAUUCUGUUUGUUCUUUCCUGGUCUCAUGGAUUCAUUGGAAUCUGGGUUGCUCUCACCAUCUAUAUGAGUCUCAGAGCAUUUGCUGGUUUUUGGAGUAAUUCUAUGUUUCGAUGCUUUUUUGCAGGAUAGGGACUGGAACAGGACCUUGGGGAUUUCUAAUGAACUGAAUAUUGAUAGCUUUUUUAGGAUUUCCAAUGGUUUUACACAGAACUAGGAGUAACUUGUUGCCAUGGUUUUCUUUUCAUGGAAACUAAUUCUCUCAGCUUAAGCAAAUUUCUAACUGUGUUGUUUGUUAGUUUGUUGAUUGGUUGCUUGAAAUAUUCACCUUUGUAGGUUUCUUUUGUACAAAAACAUUUGAGAACUGUUUCUGAUAUUCAUGAGAGACAUAGAGAAAGAUAUAUAUAUAUAUAUAUAUAUAGAGCAACUUCAGUUUCA